CACCUCUCUCGCUCCUUCUCUGACACGGUCUCUUCCUGCUGCAUCACAACAGUCGCUAGAGGAUCGGGUAACGCCGCGGCUAUUUCCACCGUCUCGCGGAGUUUUUAUUUCAAUAAAUGUAACAGAAUUCCUCCGCGACAGCUUCAGCCGUCGAGCGCGUCGCCGUCAGCCCGAGCGGACGUCAUUUAACGUGUGAAGCGCGGUGGGAAAUGGCGAGGCCGGAGCAGGUCCUGCUUUUAGAGCCGCAGCACGAGCUGAGAUUUCGAGGUCCGUUUACAGAUGUGGUGACCUCCACCCUCAAGCUUGCUAAUCCCACAGACAGAAAUGUGUGUUUUAAAGUAAAGACGACUGCACCGCGCCGUUACUGCGUGCGGCCAAACAGCGGUGUGAUUGAUGCUGGAACCUCCAUCAAUGUCUCGGUGAUGUUGCAGCCAUUCGAUUACGAUCCGAAUGAGAAAAGCAAACACAAAUUCAUGGUACAAUCUGUGCUGGCUCCGCCCGAUAUGACCGACACUGAGGCAGUGUGGAAGGAAGCCAAGCCUGAGGAUCUGAUGGACUCCAAGCUGAGAUGUGUCUUUGAUAUGCCCACUGAAAACGAAAAAACGCAUGACAUGGACAGCAAUAAGAUCUCCAGUCUUUCAAAGUCUGAAUCAUCCACAUUGUCAAUGAAGUCCAUGGCUGCCGGUUUGGAUGAUGGAGAGGUGAAAAAGAUCAUGGAGGAGUGCAAAAGGCUGCAGACGGAGGUUCAGCGGCUACGAGAGGAGAACAAACAGAUCAGGGUGAGGGAAGACGACGGCCUGCGGAUGAGGAAGAGCACGGUCAUGUCCGCUCCGCACUCCUCCCCGGCGCUGCGAGUUAAAGAGGAGGGGCUGAGCAGCAGGAUGAUCGCUCUCAUCGUGCUGUUUUUUGUCGUGGGCGUCAUCGUAGGCAAGUUGGCCUUGUAAAACCCGAGAGGCGAGCGCUACAAGCAUGCACCGUGGACGAAACAAAAUCAACACAGACAAGCCACCAACGCAGAAUUCGUUUAAUCCGAAUGACAUAUCAUUUGGGUAGUUUUGGAUUAGAGAGGUGUGUAAAAUUAAAGCGAUUGAGGAAUUACAUCACGUAAUGUGCAAUGAAAAAAAAUGUUUAAAAUAAGCUCCUGGCUCGAAAUUGUGAAAUCAUUCUGCCCUUCUUCCUUAGCCAUUUCUGAUGCAAGUUCAAACGGAUAACAAACGUCACCGAUUUUAACCACUAAAUGUGUCGUAUGGGGUUUUCUAACACCAGAUGUGCGAUUGAGUGAAUGUUGUUUUAUCACUUUUCCUAUGGAGGUCAAAAACUGCAAAUUUAACCUGUAUACAAAUGCUAAGUCUUUAAAAGUGUCACGUGUGUGUUUAAUUUAUGCAUCCUGCAUUAAAACAGCAGUUCACCGAGUAUAUAGCUUAUAUGUUUGAUGAUUUUUCUCCAUCUUAGCUACUAAAUGAUGGAAUAGCCCUCUAGCAUCAUCCGCACUAUUGCUUGCGUUUUUAUAGAUGUUUCACGCAGUCCAACACAUAUAUGUCUGAAUACCAAAAGGUAUUAUGAUCCAACAUAUAUUUCCAGUCAGAUGUGCUUUAUGGCAUUGUUUUUAUUUGGAAGAUCAUCAGUUUCGUCAGGCAAUGUAAAAUAUUCGCAGAGCCACGAAUCCUUAUAAACAAUUAAGUGUGCUGCUUUUAAGUCGAAGCUACCACCGUGUUCGACCACAAACUGGCUUUCAAGUGGCUUUUUAAACAUCUUGAACCGACUUUGUGGAAAUGGACUGUUAGAAACCUUUAUUUCAGAACGCUUGACUAGAGAAGUGCUUGGUUGGCGUUUACCUCAUCCGUGUGAAAACAAUUUCAGCCAAUAUUACUUUGUAGUAACUGCUGUUUAAGUUGAUUUUGCACAAUGUUGACGACUCGUGUUCAGAAUCAAAUCGAUAAUUCACCUUUGUCUUUUUUCUUUUGGGUGGGGGGAUAUCUGCUUGAAUGCAUGGCUCUAUCGAGAGCGAAGUGAAAAUUUUAUUAAGUUCCUCCAAAGGUCUCCUAAGUCCACCUGUGUUUCCAUCUCGCCUGUAGUCCGAAUGAACUUCUUGUGAAAUCAUUUUAUAAUCGUGCAGCUGCUAAUGGUCAUCUAUACAUGCCAACUGGUUGAAGGUCUCUCUCUCUGUGAACUUUCUAGCUGACGAUCCCGUGAAGAGAGUUGAGUUUCAUCCGGCCCGUAAACACCAACCCUUCCUUUAUAAAUCGAACAAAAGCGAGCGUAGUUAGCGAACACAAACGCUGGCGGCCUUGAGGUCUUGUUUGAGUAUUGCGUCUCCUGUAUUCUAGCCAUGCCGUGCUACACUCAUUUCCAGAAAAAUGCAUGGCUUCGAUAUGCCUUGUCGGUGGUCUGAAACGCACACACUGGUUUAUCGCGCAGCAUACGGCUUUAAGAACACUCCUUGAAUAUUCUGCACUGUUUUCCUCGGCCCUCUGUGUUCUCGGAUGUUUUAUUUUGUCGUUUAGAUUUAAGUUAUGAAUAAAGCUUGUAUUGCACAAAACUGUUUAUAUUAAAAAUGCACUACAUUAUAAAGAUUGUCAUCUUCCCACGCAACGGUCUGAUUUUUCUUUUUUUGUGUGUGAAAUAGCUGCGAUGACAUCAGAAAAGAGACUCUUCCUACAAGGGUGCCAUUUUGUGACCUGAUAUGUAUUUGUGUCAUAGUUUGGUGUUGUGGGGGCGUGUCUUUUUUUGUUCAUGUUUCUCUUCCCCCUCUUGAAAAGCUUUUUUCUGUUGAUCAUCUUAUUGCAGAUUUUUAAGAACGGGAGGAGCUUACGAUGUUGACAAAAACUUUGCUUUGUAAGUAACUUUAGGAGAUGUUCAGGGUUUCGGACUGCUGUUCGUAUAUAUUUCACAGAGGAAUGUGAUUGUUUUUGAGAGGGAGGGCUUUGGGGGCCUAUCAGCCAAUCAGCUGGCUCGUAAAAAUACUUCUAGUACCCCAGACCUUGACAUGUGAUGUAAACAUGAAGGUGACCGUUUUGUAUGUAUAUAAAUAAAUAAAUGAGUCUAAGAUAAACAUUAAGGUUGAUAUUCCUAGUCAAGUAGUCUAUAAUGGUAUAUAAAGAAACCCCAACUUUGUUGGACUAUGUAGCAUCUUAAUAAAUUAAAUCAAUAAAGCCCCAGACCAAAA
Triplophysa rosa is the source of this 3166-nucleotide messenger RNA. It is a transcript of the gene vapb, whose product is annotated as VAMP (vesicle-associated membrane protein)-associated protein B and C. The transcript has 6 exons. Bases 210 to 944 code for a protein of 244 amino acids. Gene Ontology annotation, cellular component: plasma membrane; endoplasmic reticulum membrane. Gene Ontology annotation, molecular function: FFAT motif binding. Lineage: Eukaryota; Metazoa; Chordata; Actinopteri; Cypriniformes; Nemacheilidae. Gene Ontology annotation, biological process: endoplasmic reticulum membrane organization. The record is from RefSeq and is a predicted model, not a curated record.